UCCCGCCGGGCUCACUCCCGGCGCGUUAAAAAGACUCGUUAAUUUUUUGUUUUGUUUCGUUAACGCUGGCUAUUCCCAUUGCAAAAAGCCUGCCCCCCGGCCUUCUCAGUGGCUCAGCUUUCCAGUCUGGAAAGCCCCAGAGUAAUACUUACUGAGCUAAUUCUCGCAUUACGCAGCAGAGUUGGCUAGCCUGUCUUAAAAAGGAGCCGAGUUUGUGGGGAGUAUGGGAGGCACAAUACCACCUGCUCCAGCCAAUACCUCCACAGAGGAGACAAGUAAGGGCAAAGCAGAGGAACAUCCAGAGGAGCCGGUUAAAUCACCUGAACCAGAAAGUGAAGAGAGUGACUUAGAAAUUGACAAUGAGGGAGUGAUUGAACCAGACAACGAUGACCCUCAAGAAAUGGGAGAUGAAAAUGUGGAGGUAACUGAAGAGAUGGCGGAUCAAGCUAACGAAAAGAAGAUUGAAGCGAUAAAUGCUCUCAGUGAAGGGGAUCUUCAGAAAGCUGUUGACUUGUUCACGGAUGCUAUCAAGCUGAAUCCUUGUUUGGCCAUCUUGUAUGCCAAGAGGGCAAGUGUUUUUGUGAAACUCCAGAAGCCAAAUGCUGCCAUUAGAGAUUGUGACAGAGCCAUCAAGAUUAAUCCUGACUCUGCACAGACCUACAAAUGGAGGGGAAAAGCACACAGACUUCUUGGCCACUGGGAGGAGGCUGCUCAUGAUCUUGCAUUAGCUUGCAAACUGGAUUAUGAUGAAGAUGCAAGUGCCGUGCUGAAGGAGGUGCAGCCAAGAGCACAGAAAAUUGCAGAACAUCGACGAAAAUAUGAGCGUAAGCGUGAAGAAAAGGAAAUCAAGGAAAGAAUGGAAAGAGUGAAGAAGGCACGGGAGGAGCAUGAGAAAGCACAAAGGGAGGAAGAAGCAAGGCGACAGGCAGGAGGAGCUCAGUUUGGUGGCUUCCCAGGUGGCUUUCCUGGGGCUGGAGGUAUGCCAGGAAUGGCAGGUAUGCCAGGUCUCAAUGAGAUUCUCAGUGAUCCCGAAGUUCUGGCAGCCAUGCAGGAUCCAGAAGUUAUGGUUGCAUUCCAAGAUGUUGCCCAGAACCCAGCAAAUAUGUCCAAGUACCAGAGCAAUCCCAAGGUCAUGAAUCUCAUCAGUAAAUUGUCUGCCAAAUUUGGCGGUAAACCAUAAAAUCCCUGGUUCUUAAAAAUCAUAUCUGAAUGGGAAGGAUUGGAUUUGGCUAACCAGUGUUGCAAUAAAACAAACCAUUUUACCUCUGAUCUUCCUAAGAAGAGAAAUGGGGUGUUCUAAGGAGAACUGCUCUCUAGCCCCAAGUAUUGACUUUAUUCAAUUAUUGGUUUAUAGAACUCAAAUUAUAUUCAGAUGACCUAGUUUCAACCAUCCCUUCUUGUCCAAGAGUUGCAACCUUUUAUUAUAAAUUUAAUUGUAAGUAUUACAGACAGUUUUCUCUGAAUGAGUACGCUUACAACAAAUUGUAGUGUUCUAGGAGUGCAAGAUAAAAACAUGCUAUUUUUUAAAUUGCUCUCACUGAGCAAAGGGGAAAGAACUUUAACAGUUGAAGUCUGUCAUAAUCCCCUUAAGACAGAAAAAUAGCAAAGGUGGGACAAGUCUGAAGAACUAACUGGAUAAAGGAAUUGUCUACAAAUACAGAUUUACUUUUUUUAAUGGGUGACUGACUUUGUAGAGCUAUUAUCAGAAUAAUCAGGCUAGCUAGUUACACACUGGAACUUCUGGCAGUACUGCAAAUCCUAUAUAAUUUCAAUCACCACAACUGUACAGCAAAGGUACAGUUCUAUCCUUUGCACAAGCUGGCAUGAAGUACAUAUUGCAGAGGCCACAGAUGUUUUGUUACUUGUUCAGUUCUUGUCCAGCACCUUUACAUAACAUUUUAUUUAUCGGUCUGCGUCUGGGAGAGCAGCUUACUGUCUGUGCUUGUGCUCUUGUCCUUUCCCAGUUGGCAGGCCCUCUGCUCAUCCUUCCUUGGGGCCAUGCUUACCAGGUUGCAUCUAUUUGGAAACUUUAGGGAAGGAAUCUUGUUCCCAUCACUACCUCUGUCCCACUGAAUCCAAGCCAUCCAGAACAUGUAUAUGCAGAGUUAUAGGUCGGUGAAGGGGAGAAUACCCAACAAAAUUGCAGCUCUGGGUUCUGAAUUGGUUUAAGUCCUUACAUGCUCGCUGAUUAAAAUUUCUUGGUCAAAGUCCUGCUGUCUCUGUAGAGGUGAUGACUCUUUCUUCACCACAUUCUGUAGUCUUCCAUCUUUUCUUGUAGCCUCUUGUUUAAAAAAAAAAAAAAAAAAAAAAUCUGUUGUGGUUUCAUACCUCCAUGGUUUUGAGGCUUGUGAUACGGAGGAGAAGAUGAAGUAAUUGGAACAGACAAAACAUUCUUCUAACACAUGCAUUUAUCAGCAUGGGUAUCCUUGAAGCAGUGUCUGUGCUGAUGAUGUUCUGCUGAUGAUGUUCAGUGGAUUUGGCUACCAAUAAAGACAGUUGCUUCUGUUUGUCUUGGCUAAAACAUCUUUAUGUGGGAAAAAAUUACCAUCGUUACCUGUUCACCACUUGAGUUUCAAGGUUUGUGUUACUCUUUUGUAAUUCUGUAUCUUAAGCCAUAACUGAUGUUACCAUUUUUAAACAAAUCUGGUUUAAUGUAGGAACUCAACAGCAGUUACAAAAAAGUAAAUUUCCAAAUGCUUUUUCUCCUGCUAAUGACCCCACACAGUGAAAUGUGAAUCUUUUUGCUUAAGAAAUACAGUUCUGAAUACUUCUCUUAGCCUUUAAAAAUAAAGUAUGGUUUUGGAAAACGCAGCCUCUUGGGUUUGUGUAACUUUCUGAUAAAAACUAUUUUGCUUAAAUUAAAUGUGGAAGUGCUUUAAUUAAACUGUAUAUAUAACUUGUGUUUUAAAUUGGAACUAAAUGCCUAAGGGCUUAUCUUCAUGACCAAAUGAACUCAAAUUACAGCUGUGUGUUGCUGUGUGCAUGGCUUUUGGUCAUAGUCUUGAUCUCCCAUUCCUGGGCAGAGAUAUUUGAAGUAGGUCACCCCCAAAAUAGGCUGAAUCUUGACUUCUGCAUUCAGGCUAGUGCAUAUGUGUUGUGCACAAAUCAGAGUAUCUUGAAUAUAGGUUUAUUCCCUACAGUUUCCUGUUAUUCCAUCUGGGCUGUUUGUAUCUGUCUAGCCAUGGGUAGUCAAAAGUAGGAAGUUACUCCUACCUAAUAGAAAUGGUCGUAUCUGUGUCCUGCCCGCUUGCUUACACAUCAGUUGCCCUUAUUGAGAGUUGAUUCAAUGAAAACAUGCUCCCUCAUUUUGAUGUUGGUGUUAGCAGUUUAGCUAUAUUAUUUAGAAUUCUUGUUCUUUGGGAAUACACAUCCUAUGACUCCUUUGGUGUGUGAGCUUUUUUGGUUUUAGUGUCGCUCAGCAAGUAAAUUGAUGAGCUGUCUGGACCUCAUCUCAGCUCCCUGAGUUAGUGUGUGGACAUCUAAGCAGCUAAACUGGUUUGAACAGAAGUACAAGUGCAGAAAGCUAACUGCACAAGAGAUGAGCAAAAAUGGGAAGUUCCAAAUGUGGUAUGUAAGUAGCUAAAGGGGGAAGUUGUUGUUUUCAUUGGUUGCUCCUGUAUUUACUGGCAGCUGCUUCAGGCUAUUUGUUCUGUUGCAGCACAGAGUAGGGGGUUGUUCUUGUAAGUGCAGUGGCAAUAAUCAGCUCUGCUGGCAGUUUGACUCUGAAAGCUGCAAGAGCGUAUUGAUGUCAACUAGGACAGAGUGCUGCCAGUCCUGCCCCUGGCUCAGGUGUGCCUUUCUGCCUUGUGCACAAGUCCUGUACCAUGCUCUUUGGCUGAUCCCAUGCCACAGAUUCAAUGCAGUGACACAGCUGCGGCUGACUGGUAGCGGAGGCUCAUAGCCUUGUUCCUGUGUGAGUCCCAGUGACUUCACUGUCCUCUGUGGUUCAGCUGCUGCCCCAAGGGAAAGCAAGUGUCCCCUCAGUUGCCACUUCUAGGCUGUUCUAGUUCACAGGGAGUCCCUUUGCAUAGUAAUGUGGAGAAUGCAAAGCUUGGUGCCUUUACCAGAAUUUUUUGGAAAUAUUCUCUCCCUUCAUUGUUGGGCUAUGAAUAAAUGGUAUUUGUUGAAGUGGCUUGGUUUGUCUUUGUGGGAAGGCAGUGAUUGGAUGAGUAGGAGGCAGACUCUCAAAGUUGGAUGAAGGCAGGUGGGACAAGCCUAGGUAGAACAGUGACAGGCCAGAGGAGAAUGGGUCAAUGAGUAUUAAAAAGCCAUGUAAAGGUAAAACCAUGUUACAGAAACAGCUUUUUGCAAGUACUAUAUGUAGUUUAAAAUAUUUGUCUUUAAAUGCCACCUCGUUUUUCUUGUGUGUUACUUUCAGGGCUUUUGCAUAAAGCUCAUACAAGCCACACUCUUGCAUAUGCCUGUACAUCCCUCUUCUGUGGGAUAGAAGAGCAAAUAAGGUUGUUAUGGGAGCUCAUGGCACCUGCUGUCCAAGCAGAAUCCUUCACCCAUAUGGGUGGGGGAUUCUGGACCUAGCCAGGGGGAGCUGAAGCCAGGUUAGCUUUGGCAUAUACCUUUCUAUGGAUCAUGGCGUGCUGCUGACUGGAAGUGUUUGGAGCCCCUUUUAAAUCCCACAGGGCAUGUAGGGAUGCUGCAGUGCUUUCAGGGCUGUAGAGCAAGUGGGUUGUUGAACUGAUGGUAGAGACUGGAGGGUUCUUUCCUUUCGUUUGCUGCAGGGCACUCUGACACUGGCAGUUAUUGGUCCUGAUGUGGAUUGGUAACCUGGAGCUGGAGGGUGGUUCAUUAGGAAAACAGUAGCAGUAUUUUCUUCUGAUGCCUGGAGAAAGGUGUCUCCUGAACUGUAUUCAGAGCUCUGUAGGUGGGCCUCAACCUUGCUUCACACAUGAUGGAGUGAAGGCAGCAUUGUAGGAAAGUAAUUCUGGAUUACCAAAGAGCUGAAGUGGAGUAAAAAAUGGUGGUGUCCAAUCAAAUGGAGACACCUCCAUGUUCAGUACCACAAGACAAAUCAUAGGAGGUCAGUAGUGUGAUAAAAGAAAAUGCACAUACAGAGGAGGCAAGAACAGUUUUAAUGUGACAAAUGAAGCAAGUCAGGUGGUUGCUGGUGACUCUGUACUGUGGAGCAGGAAAAAAAAUUCAAGUGACCGGGCUACAAGUCAUUGAUCACCUUGUGAAUCAGAGCUUGGGUAAGUGAUACUCACUUGAUGUGAUCCUCACAAACAGGAGCUUCAUGUAAGACAAACCUUUCCUUGUCCCUACUGACUGGAGGUCCUGAGGUCGCACGGAAUGUAAAUACCAAGGACUCUCCUGUAAAUCUGAAUCUUGAUGACUAACCAAAUCCAAAUGUUAAUUUGUAAUCUUGCUAACAAAGUGUUACUACUGUAUAUGUCUGCUGUACAAACACACUUUUGAAAGAUGUAUUCUAGAUGGAUGAUCUCAGACAAGCUUGAGAUCUUAUCAAUAAAUAAAUGUAUUUGCAGAA
Molecule: messenger RNA, 5500 nt
Organism: Corvus hawaiiensis (hawaiian crow)
Lineage: Eukaryota; Metazoa; Chordata; Aves; Passeriformes; Corvidae
Gene: ST13
Product: ST13 Hsp70 interacting protein
Exons: 12
Coding region: 224-1180 (318 amino acids)
Molecular function (GO): protein dimerization activity; Hsp70 protein binding
Source: RefSeq, a predicted model, not a curated record